Laetiporus sulphureus 93-53 is the source of this 1655-nucleotide messenger RNA. Its product is annotated as alpha/beta-hydrolase. The record is from RefSeq and is a predicted model, not a curated record. Gene Ontology annotation, biological process: proteolysis. The coding region runs from base 75 to 1226 and encodes 383 amino acids. Gene Ontology annotation, molecular function: serine-type peptidase activity. The transcript has 3 exons. NCBI's taxonomy places the organism in Eukaryota, Fungi, Basidiomycota, Agaricomycetes, Polyporales, Laetiporaceae.
CUCGAAACCUCUGACAUCCCACCACCGCUAUAAGCCCGCACAUACCAUUGAUAGAAAGUCCUGCAUGGCUUGUGAUGAUGCCUGGCGAUUCACAGUCACCCGUACCAAUCACUCUGAUCUACAAGCAUGUGGACGGACUACCUCUGCUCCUGGAUGUCUAUCUGCCCAACGAAGUUGAUCAGUCUGGCUUGGUCUGCUAUUCGUCUGCACUCGUCUACUUUCAUGGCGGGGGCCUCACCGUCGGAAACAGACGAAGCUGGUUCCCACAUUGGCUAUAUCGACGCGUUACAUCUGCAGACUGCAUCUUCAUCUCUGCUGACUACCGCCUCUUGCCUCCUUCAACUGGACACGAUCUACUAGCGGACAUCAAGGAUGUGAUAGAUUUUGUCGCGCACAAACUCAACCAGUCAUUAUCUGAAAGUGUAUCCCCGGUCACCAAGAUUCGAGUCGCCGUUGAUUCAAUUGCCGUCGCGGGCACUAGCUCUGGUGGACUUUGCGCUUAUCUCGCUGCCAUACAUGCCCGACCGAGACCGAAGGCGGUCCUGUCAAUGUACGGCAUGGGUGGAAUGAUGCUGACGCCUCAUUAUUAUUACCCCAAGUCAUCGGUAUUCUUCCGAGGCCGUGAGCUGCUUGAUCCAACGCACUUCUCUGAGUAUCUCUAUCCCGAUUGCCGUCAGCUUUCCCCAAUCUCAGACUCCGCGUUAGCAUAUCACCCUCUGACGUCGCCUACUCCUGGCUAUCCUGCAAACCCUCGUAUGCUUCUUGCUAGACUGUAUCUUCAACUUGGCGUAUUUUUGGACUACUACACUGGAUGUCACGAAUUAAGCCUCAGCAAAAUGCUGCGAAGUUCUACUGCAGGAGAGCGCAAAGCGGCACAGGGGCAAGAGGAUGCGGUUCCAGACAUCCAUCAGCCUCCUACGGGCAUUGAGUCUGUCAUUCCCCGAGAGCACCUACCGCUAUUUCCUCACUUGAAUAUAUCAUCUUCGUGGCCACCGACGCUGCUCGUUCACGGUUCGAUAGACUCGGCGAUUCUUCCGGCCGAAUCAAUACACUUGCACGCAAUGCUGCAGGAUGCAGGAGUAGAGACGAACUUGGUUAUGAUCGACGGCAUGGAACAUUCCUUCGACUACCAACCGGGCGCUGAGAACACAUACGGCAGCCACGGAGGGCUAUUCGACCAAGCGGCGAAGUUCGUUAUACAGCACCUCCGAGACAACGACUUGUAGCUUGCGCCUAAACGGACCACAUCACAUGUGCAGGAUGCGCGGGUCAUAAGAGUUAUGACUAUGUAUAUGUAUAUAUCCAACGUGCACGCAGAACCCUACAAUCACGACCUACGAUAGUCGCUCUACUCUAACAUUCUCUAGAGCUCCUCUUUAGCCUGUUUGACUUCACCCUCUGUCUCAGGAACAGCAUUGUCGUCCGCUUUCCUAGGCUGAGGCUCGUCCUCCGUCACCGGAACCUCCUCUCCAGUCGCGAUCAGUGAGUCGCUCUCUGGCCAAUCAUCCUCUCCUGCUGCAACAGGAAUGUAUCGCGACCCCAGCACCCUCUCCAGCCUCUCCGUGAUCUCCUCCACCUCCUCUUCCAAUUGUUCCUCCUCUUUCUCGUCCGAUUGCUCAGGCCCGACGGGCGCCGGAUGUUCUACAUCAAACUCG